Messenger RNA from Blastomyces dermatitidis ER-3, 3631 nucleotides. RefSeq lists its product as uncharacterized. The record is from RefSeq and is a predicted model, not a curated record. The coding region runs from base 335 to 1681 and encodes 448 amino acids. Lineage: Eukaryota; Fungi; Ascomycota; Eurotiomycetes; Onygenales; Ajellomycetaceae. The transcript is spliced from 2 exons.
UUGAUGAGCAAAUCACGUGGUUUAGGUGAAUACGCCUCCCGUUAAACUAUUCCCAGAAAGGCUUAGCGUCACCCUGCUCCCCCCCAUAUGGCUUCGUCCAUGACGCUCGAAGGCGGAUGGUGGUUGAUGAAUGAUCUUGACAUCCAAACUCAAUUUAUCGUCGCCUGGCAGAGCAUAAGAUGCCACUGCCCGCCGUUUUACCCACCCUUACACUGCGAUUUUAAUAUCGAACCGAAUCCACACCCAUUGACUGUCGCCCAAUGCGCCCGCAACCCCUGUCAUCCGUCUAAUCAUUAAGGACGUCACUUGGCGCACCAUUCCAGACGCCGCAAACAUGAUGCGCCCAAGUGAUCCACGAUUCCGCCAGACCAUUAACCAGAUCUCCCAUAACCUCGAGUCUGCCAAUGAAACCGCUCAAGAAGGGAUAUAUACCUUUUCGCACAACUAUAUCGGCCCGUGCUUCGCGGGCAUAAAGAAUGGCAUCAAAUCCUGUACCGCCCUUUGCUUCCCUAGUCGCGAGGACCAGUUACGUCGUCGCAGGCGCGGCAGGUCAGGUGUUCGAGCAGAGUUUGACUUCGAUUUUUAUGACGACUGGGACUACGAUGAGGAUGCAACGGGGGAUGGGCUUUUAGGCUGGGGAACCGAUGAGUUGGAUAGAUUACUAGCUGGAAGCGGCGCUGCGCGCAGCUCCGCCGAGCAGCCCCGAGGUCAUCCCCGCAUGAGCUAUGGUGCUCGUGGUGGCCGUCGAAAAAGUGCUGCGCUGCCAAAUGAUGAGAGGCGUGACCCUACAGUUAUCCCUAGUUCUUCAUUCCUUGGAUUUCUAGAGAGGUUCCCCUGGAGGAUAGGUGCAAAGGGAAUAAGAUACAGACCGUCUGCGGCUGAUUUGCAGGAAAAUCCGGGAGGUGCACGACGAAAUGUCAUGGAAAGCGAACGUUUAAUUGAGGGGAGUGACGAGAGCGACAUGGAUGGAUCAAAAGAUGAUGAAGGCAUGCGCGCGACCAAAACUAGAUUACGGAGCGGUACGCAAUCGUCACGAGAAACUAGCAAUUCUCUAAGCUCCCGCGGCGAUCUCCUACCGAGUGACGAUGAAGAAGAUGCAGUACCCCUUGACGACGAAUUUACUAUGACAUUAGGCCGCAGGGACACAGGGGGAUCAGGGAUACACGACCCUUCACCCACAAGUAGAUCUGCCUCCGGAACAUCAAUGAAAACUACAGAAUCUUCCAAAGACUCGAAAACAUCAGGCAAAGGGAAAGGAAAACGCAGGAGGAAUUCAAGGAGAACUAUGUCUUCCAAGUCCCAGAAGUCACCAGUAUCUGACGGAGAAAUGAUAGAAACAGCGCAAAUUCCCUCUAUGCUAGACUUGAAGAGGGAGGAAGAGCAGGCUCGAUAUGAAGAAGAGAUGGAGAUUGAGCGGAAGCGCCAGGCUGCCCAAAGGCUCGCACGAGAACGCGGUUUGAGCGUAAAUGAAGAUAAUCGAGAGCCUGAGAAUGAAAAUAACGACAUCCCACAAGACCCGCAACAUGAACAACAACAACAAUAUGACGAACACACUCACGAAACCCCUUCUACCCCUGUUCAAGAACCUCGUACGCCCACUGAACAGGCAGUACAAUCGCCUGACUUAGAUAGCUCACCAAAGCCCUUAGAUAAUCGAGAUACGCUCGACCAAGCGUCAUAACGUUUAGACUGUUAUGGCUAGCGAUUAUAAUGCAAACGCCGCAAACCUCAUUGACAUAAAACCCACUCUGAGCGACUUACACUUUCAUUGUCUUUCCAACCUUCUAUUAUAGAUACCCCGUUUACCCUUCCUGUUCCCCGAGAGGGAUCAACCUACUACAAACCCCCUCUCCACGACGGCUGUUCCCCUUUUACAUACGAUACCCGGCGUGGUAUUAAUAGGCGGGAACGAAAAAGGAAACCCGUUCUGUUUCUCCUUUCGACUUGGCAAGCUUUUAUUUUUAUUCUUUCUGGAUCUUGGCUAAAUAAUUAUUUAUUCCAUUUCUUCCAUUUUCAUCUUUCUUUCCGCUUCUUGAUGUAUAGGUUUCGGUUCUUUCCACAUUUUAUCAAAUUUCCUUUUUUUUUUCCUAGGAUAUAUGACGAAUGGAGUGAUUGUAAGAUGUUCUUUUCCGUAUAUAUAGUAUACUUUCUCUCUCUCUCUCUCUCUCUUUUUAAUUUUUUUUAAUUUUUUUCCUUGCUCUUUCUUUCUUCUUUUGUUUUAAACAUGCCUUAUUCAAUUCACGCAGAGCCUUCACCGAGUAACAUCUCUCCCACGCAAUGAUGGCUACAGCGACAAUGAACAUGGUGAAUUAGCAGCUACACGCGCCAUUCUUCUGCCGAGAUACUGAGAGAAUAAUCGAUAAUAAUAAGCAUGUUUAGUUCUCCGAGCAGCUGGAUAUCUUCAAAUACACACACAAGUGCCAGUUAUUAUGACCCUGCAAUUCCCAUUUCUACCUCACAUCAUCGCUCUGAACCCCCGAUCAGCAGUGGUCUCUAAGCCCAGAAACGCGGCCACCUGGGCCAUACGAUCGACGCCCCAGAAGCACUCCGUCUCGCCACUGCUAUUGGUACAUUCGAACCAAGGGAUGCCAAAGGCACCGGUUUCCACCGCCUUAUCGCUAUUGGCGAUUAGCAGGUCUUUGAUGGGUUGGGUGUUGGACUGUUGAUUUAAAAUGUUCGUCGCCAUUAGUUAAGAUGUCUCCUGUGUAUUAUGUAUUAUGUAUGGGAAAAGGGGGAGAUUCAUCACGGCAGAAUUUUUCCCUCCCCUCUUUCUUUUUUCGUUGACUUUGUGUAUUGAUUUCUUUUUUUUUCCUUUUCUUUUCUUUUCUUUGUUCUUCUUGGGUUUAACAUACCUGUUCCAACGCAUUUGCAGCCAUCUCCUUGCCCACGGCUGCUUCCAGGAUGGGGAGGAAGGUUUUCGGGUCGUUGAGCUGUGAGUUGCCUUCGACCCAGAGCUCCUUGUAUAAAGCGUCGAAACAGGCGGGCAACUGUUCUGCGGGGAUGGCGCAGAGGGCUCGUUGGACCUGGGUGUAGGGUUUUUGUGUGAGUUUCUGAGGUGGUUCUCUCCUUUUGCUUUUUGCACCCUUCUUUGCAAAAGAGUGGACUGCAAAAAGAAAAAAAAAAAAAAAAAAGGUAAUUGAUAAUAGCUUUGACAUACACUCAUCGUUAAAAUGGGGAAUCCUUUGGGCAUGUCAGGGUACAUGGGGACAUUGAGGAACUUUGACCAGCGUAGGCGCUCGGUAUUUGUCCAUUUGUUCUUGUCUAUCAGUUUUCGAGAGGUUAGAUCAGUUCAAACAUCAUGAGACAAAGUGAAAUGGUGGAAGGGGAGAAGGGACCAUGGCACGUUGCGAUAUGACGAAAGAAAAACAUACUCUUGACAAAGAUGGGGGAGGUAUUGUUGCAUGCUUUCAAGAUCCCACCGAGGAAGACGGGCGUAUAGGUAAUAUGGCAGUUUGCGAAGACGGGGGAGUGCUAGGCAGGAGUUGCUAUUAUUAGUUCUGCGAUGUUGAAUCCCCCCCGCCCUUUUUUUUUUUUUCUAGGGGGUAGGAUAUGGAAUGGCCCCGUUGGAAUAAAAAUAGAAAGCAUAAUAUAUCCCGUUAGAAGAAAUAAAUCAACAUUAAAUCAUCUGAAA